AUGAAGGCUUCCCUGCCCUUGCAGAACAGCAGAACUCAUAGUGGUGGGCUGGAAGACCUGGGUAAAAACGGUGGACUUUCAGAGAUAAAGCUCCCUGUUAACGGUUGCAACGAGCUAGACGAUGGUUUUAACAUCCUGCAGAACAAGGAACUAAAGCAAGAGCCUUUGGAUGACCCUACCUGCAUAGACACUUCUGAAACGUCUCUUUCCAACCAGAACAAGCUCUUCUCGGACAUUAAUCUGAACGAUCAAGAGUGGCAGGAGCUAAUAGAUGAGCUGGCAAACACAGUUCCAGAAGACGAUAUACAAGAUUUGUUCAACGAGGACUUUGAAGAGAAGAAGGAGUCGGAAUUUCCCAGGCCGGCCGCGGAGGCCCAGGAGAGCACGAGCGUUAAAAGCGAUCCAUCUCAUUCUCCGUUUGCUCAUGUCCCCUUAGGAUCCCCCCAGGUGAGGCCUUCUUCUUCCGGUCCUCCCUUUUCAAACGUCUCCACGGCCUCUAGCGCGACGUCGGUAUCCAGUGCUCCAGCCGCUCCCGUCCCUGCUGGCUCGCCAGCAAACGGUGUUGUUCAGUCCCCUCAGACUCCCAGCCAGGCGCACACCCCGGGCCAAGCGCAGGCGCGCUCGGGAAAUGGAUAUCUCAUGAAUCCAGCGGCGGGGACGGUGGCGGCGUCGGCGCCUGGCCCCUAUGGAGGACCCUUCAGCGCAGACAAACCAAAUAGUCCAAUGAUGUAUCCUCAAGCCUUUAACAACCAAAACCCAAUAGUGCCUCCCAUGGCAAAUAAUCCACAGAAGCCCACAAUUAAUAACUACCUCCCUCAAAAUCACAUGAACAUGAUCAAUCAGCAGCCAAAUAACUUGGGCACAAAUUCUUUAAGCAAACAGCCCAAUAUGCUCUCGUAUGGCAACACGAAACCUCUGAGCCACUUCAGCGCUGAGCUGAGUCAGAGGAUAACGCCACCCAUGGCCAACGCCAGCAAGAACCCCAUGCUGCCCUACAUCCAGCAGCAGCAGCAGGCCCAGCAGCCGCAGAUGCAAGCGCAGAUGGCGCACCUGAGCGAGGAACAGAAACGCUUGCUCAUCAUGAAGCAGAAGGGAAUGAUGAACCAGCCCAUGGCGUACGCAACGCUUCCUUCCCUUGGUCAGGAGCAGCAGCAGGCGGGCCCGUCCCGCGCGGCGGGGCCCGUGCAGCCCGCGCCGGCGGCCCCCGGCGCUCCCGCCUUCCUGGGCAGCGCGCCGCAGGCGGCCCUCAUGAAGCACAUGCUGAUGGAGCAGAGGGCCCAGCUGCACGUCAUGGAGCAGCAGAAGCAGCAGUUCCUGCGGGAGCACAGGCAGCAGCAGCAGCAGCAGAUCCUCGCGGAGCAGCAGUUGCAGCAGCAGUCCCAUUUGCCUCGGCAGCACCUCCAGCAGCAGCGGAACCCGUACCCAGUGCAACAGGUCAAUCAAUUUCAAGGUUCUCCGCAGGACAUGGCCGCGGUGCGGAGCCAGGCAGCGCUGCAGAGCAUGAGGACGUCGCGACUGAUGGCUCAGAACGCCCCCAUGAUGGCAAUGGGUCCCUCGCAGAGCCCGGGCACGCUGCCCGCCGCCGCUGGCCAGUCGGACAUGGGCAUGGCCCCUUACAGCAACGCCUCCUCCAGCCAGCCGGGAAUGUACAGCGUGAGCACAGGGAUGAGCCAAAUGUUGCAGCACGCAAACCAAAGUGGCAUGAACAUGGCACAUGGCGCGGGCCAGGGAGCGAGGCAGCCUGCCUCGGCGCAGGCGGUGGGAAUGGUCAACAGUUUUGGGCAGAACGUGCUGGUAAACUCUGCUCUGCCUCAACAUCAGCAGCAGGUGAAAGGACCUGUGGGCCAGGCCUUGCCCAGGCCCCAAGCACCACGACUUCAAAACCUGAUGGGGACUGUCCCUCAGGGAACACAAAACUGGCCGCAGCGAGGCCUGCAAGGCAUUCCUGGAAGGACUAGCAGUGAAAUGGGGCCCUUCAAUAACGGUACCGCCUACCCAGUGCAGCCCGGUCAGCCACGGCUGUCCAAGCAGCAUUUUCCACAGGGACUUAAUCAGACGGUGUUGGACGCUAGUGGGACAGUGAGGGCCCUGAACCCAGCAAUGGGGAGACAACUGCUGCAGCCACUACCUGGACAACAAGGCCCUGGCCAGACCAGGCCGAUGGUGAUGCCUGCAGUAAGCCAAGGGGUCCCCGCUAUGCCUGGCUUUAGUCAGCCUCCUACACAGCAGGUGCCAGGCGGCAACUUUGCCCAGAGCAGCCAAGGCCAGGCCUACGAGAGGAACCCCGCUCAGGACCUGUCUUACAAUUACAGCAACGAAGGAGCAGGGGGGUCGUUCUCCGGUUUAGGAGAGGGCACGGACCUUGUGGACUCCAUCAUGAAGAGCGGACCAGGGGAUGAGUGGAUACAAGAACUGGAUGAGUUGUUUGGAAACCCCCAGUGAACGGGCUUGUAUAGUCUGGAGCUCUGGUUGUUACUUCCUUUUCUUUGUUUUUUUUUUAAGGCAAAGUUGGGUAUUCUCUCCGUCUUUGGAUUGUUGUUAUUUUGGUUUGAGUUGGUUUGGAUUGGGAUUAUUUUGUUUGUCUUCUUUUUUUCUUAAUCGUGCAAAUUGAGCUAAUCUGUAGCCAACUUGGGAAGAUUCAGGUGAUGCUGAAAAUGCCAGCACCACAAAACCUUCCACCAAGUAAUCCCUAUUGCACAGCAGCCUCCGCUGCAUGCCUAUGGAGCCGCACAGGGAAACGGGAAGAAACAGUCGAUGUCUCUGGUGGAGUAAAGUCGGUGUUUCCCAUUGCACAGAGAUACGAGGCGGUCCCAGCACCUCCCAGCUCAUUCUGCUGUAAACACCGCAACGUUCAGGGCACUGCAUGAGGAGCAUGGGAGCAAACCCUAAAGAAAGAAGCCUGCGGGUGCUUGCACAGGCCCUGGUCAGGAGGAGGCUUGACCCUGGGGUAGGGCCUCAGCGAGCCGCGCUCAGGUCAGCCACCGUGCUCACUGCAGAGUGAAGGGACCUGUGAAGAUGCAGCAGAACAUGAAUUUGGUGGUGCUUAGCUAGGUGGGUUAACUUGAUGAGCAGUUUAGUCCCCUUGGGUGCUUGGGAGAAGCAGUGGGGCUUCAGAGCACUGGAGCCUGUCUCUGCUGCCUGGAGGUGGAGAACAGCAGCUGGGAAUGGUACUGAAGGGCUAGGAGAUACCCAGGGACAUCCGUGUAGGUCCUAAACAGGUCCCCAACUCUCCUUCCUCCCCUAUGUGUUUUCAGUUUGCUUUUUUUCUCUCUUAUCUUUCAGCGUAAAACAAAGUAAACUCAAUGCCCUAAAACAAAGUAAACUCAAUGCCCUUCUUUCUAGAUGAGCAACAGCCACCACAUAUGGGCAGGAAGGAGAGGAGAAAACCGUCAUGAGCAAAUGCACAGGGAGAGUUUGGAGCUCAGGGUGCGUUGGCUUCUCUUCUCCUCUUGAACAGUGCAGCGUCAACAGAUGUUAUUGCCUCGGUGUUUGUGGGCUCUUGAUUUGUCACAUGCAACCUUCAUCUUCUGUUUUAAGCAGAUGUUUGGUCUGAUCUCUCUGAUUUUCUGAAAUAGAAUUCACUGCAGUAUUUGAAAAAUAGGGGUCAAGGAAGGACUGCUGUAAAGAACUUUAAUGAGUGGGUAGAAUAACUGAUUUAGUUACAGCAACGCCAGGGGGUCCCCCCGAUCAGCUUUUCGGCGGUAGAGACGCCAGGUG
This is a messenger RNA of Nothoprocta perdicaria, 3717 nucleotides long. It is a transcript of the gene MAML3, whose product is annotated as mastermind like transcriptional coactivator 3. The transcript is spliced from 5 exons. Lineage: Eukaryota; Metazoa; Chordata; Aves; Tinamiformes; Tinamidae. The record is from RefSeq and is a predicted model, not a curated record. Gene Ontology annotation, biological process: positive regulation of transcription of Notch receptor target. The coding region runs from base 1 to 2442 and encodes 813 amino acids. Gene Ontology annotation, cellular component: nucleoplasm. Gene Ontology annotation, molecular function: transcription coactivator activity.